AUGGGCCUUAUUCCUUCCUUUCCUUGCAACAAUUCCUCGUUGGUCAAGCUCCUCGACUUCUCCCAUAAUCAUUACAGGGGCCGUAUUCCUAGUGGACUUAGGGCAUGUUCCAAACUAAAGGUUUUCCGGGAACGUUUUAACUCUCUCUUAGGACCCAUUCCUGAUGAUAUAUACAAUGUGACGAGGUUAGAAGAAAUCUCCAUACCUUUCAAAAAUUUUUUAGGGCCCAUUAACAGUGAUAUAGUGAACCUUGUCAAACUCACCAUCCUUAAGUUAUAUGGCAAUAAUUUUAGUGGCAAGCUCCCCGUGGAUAUCGGGAAGCUCUCCAAAUUGGAGCACCUAUUCCUUGGUGCAAACUUCUUACCAGGUUCUCUGCCCCAAUCUUUGAUGAAUUUCACAAAUCUCAUACGAUUGAUUUUACAGUUCAAUUUUCUUGAAGGAGACAUCUCUACCUUCAAUUUCUCAACUCUUCAUCAACUUACCGUAUUUGAUUUGGGGAUUAAUUACUUUUCCGGUAACUUUCUGGUUAGCCUUUUCUCAUGCAAGUCUUUAAAAGCAAUCCGACUCAGCAAAAACCAACUAAAGGGACAAAUCCCACUUCAGGUUGUUCAAUUGAAAUUCUUAUCUUUCCUUUCACUUGUUGACAAUGGGCUAACCACUAUCACAGAUGCAAUCAAGAUUUUGAUGCAUUGCAAGAUGUUGAGCAUAGUCUUGCUUGGAAGAAACUUUUUACAUGAGGCAAUUCCAGGUGAUGACACUAUCACUGGUUCUGAUGCAUUUGAAAAUCUCGAAGCUUUUGGAUCUUGGUGA
Messenger RNA from Alnus glutinosa, 810 nucleotides. RefSeq names its product receptor-like protein 3. The coding region runs from base 1 to 810 and encodes 269 amino acids. The record is from RefSeq and is a predicted model, not a curated record. NCBI's taxonomy places the organism in Eukaryota, Viridiplantae, Streptophyta, Magnoliopsida, Fagales, Betulaceae. Gene Ontology annotation, molecular function: protein binding. The transcript has a single exon.